This is a messenger RNA of Manis pentadactyla (Chinese pangolin), 3511 nucleotides long. RefSeq names its product ras homolog family member T1 (gene RHOT1). Lineage: Eukaryota; Metazoa; Chordata; Mammalia; Pholidota; Manidae. Gene Ontology annotation, cellular component: cell projection; cytoskeleton; cell cortex. The transcript has 22 exons. Gene Ontology annotation, biological process: mitochondrion organization; regulation of actin cytoskeleton organization; cortical cytoskeleton organization. The record is from RefSeq and is a predicted model, not a curated record. Gene Ontology annotation, molecular function: GTPase activity; GTP binding; calcium ion binding. Bases 457 to 2517 code for a protein of 686 amino acids.
CGGCCCCGCCGCCGCCGCCCGCGGAGCCGGAGGAGGCGGAGCUGGCGCGGUCCCUGCUCCCGAGCGGGGGAGCGGCCGAGGAAGCGGCGGGCCCCGGCCGAGGCUCGGACGUGGCGACGGGGGAGGCUGGCAGCGCGGGGAGCGCGGCGCCGUGGGGUAGGCGCUCCCGGCGAGAGGAGUCCGCUCCAUGCGUGCGGGCCGAGCCCGGCCCUUGCGAGCCACCGACAUGAAGAAAGACGUGCGGAUCCUGCUGGUGGGAGAACGCCUCCCUGUUUCUGAGGCUGCGUCCUUUUCAGACCCUCUGUCUUCCGUGGGGAUUCUCUUGUCACUGCCAGGCAGGUGCUGGAACAGGCCGACUGACUAAUUGGCGUGAACCGGCUCCCGGGGAAGCUAGGGGGAGGGCUGCUGAACUGUGCGACUCGUGGGCAAGCUAGAGUUGGGAAGACCUCACUGAUUAUGUCUCUGGUCAGUGAAGAGUUCCCAGAAGAGGUUCCUCCCCGGGCAGAAGAAAUCACCAUUCCAGCUGAUGUAACCCCGGAGAGAGUCCCAACACACAUCGUGGAUUACUCAGAGGCAGAACAGAGUGAUGAUCAACUUCAUCAAGAAAUAUCACAGGCUAAUGUCAUCUGCAUAGUUUAUGCUGUUAACAACAAGCAUUCUAUUGAUAAGGUAACAAGUCGAUGGAUUCCUCUCAUAAAUGAAAGAACAGACAAAGACAGCAGGCUGCCUUUGAUAUUGGUUGGGAACAAAUCUGAUCUGGUGGAAUACAGUAGUAUGGAGACCAUCCUUCCCAUUAUGAACCAAUACACAGAAAUAGAAACCUGUGUGGAGUGUUCGGCAAAAAACCUGAAGAACAUAUCAGAACUCUUUUAUUAUGCACAGAAAGCUGUUCUUCAUCCUACAGGGCCCCUGUACUGCCCGGAGGAGAAGGAGAUGAAACCAGCCUGUAUAAAAGCCCUUACUCGUAUAUUUAAAAUAUCAGAUCAAGAUAAUGAUGGUACUCUGAAUGAUGCUGAGCUCAACUUCUUUCAGAGAAUUUGUUUCAACACUCCAUUAGCUCCUCAAGCUCUGGAAGAUGUCAAAAAUGUAGUCAGAAAACAUAUUAGUGAUGGUGUGGCUGAUAGUGGACUGACACUGAAAGGUUUUCUUUUUUUACACACACUUUUUAUCCAGAGAGGGAGACAUGAAACAACUUGGACUGUGCUUCGACGAUUUGGUUAUGAUGAUGAUUUGGAUUUGACACCUGAAUAUUUAUUCCCCUUGCUAAAAAUACCUCCUGAUUGCACUACUGAAUUAAAUCACCAUGCAUAUUUGUUUCUCCAAAGCACCUUUGACAAGCAUGAUUUGGAUAGAGACUGUGCUUUGUCACCUGAUGAACUUAAAGAUUUGUUUAAAGUUUUCCCUUAUAUACCUUGGGGGCCAGAUGUGAAUAACACAGUUUGUACAAAUGAAAGAGGCUGGAUAACCUACCAGGGAUUCCUUUCCCAGUGGACGCUUACGACCUACUUAGAUGUACAGAGGUGCCUGGAGUAUUUGGGCUAUCUAGGCUAUUCAAUAUUGACUGAACAAGAGUCUCAAGCUUCUGCCAUUACAGUAACAAGAGAUAAAAAGAUAGACCUUCAGAAAAAACAGACUCAAAGAAAUGUGUUCAGAUGUAAUGUAAUUGGGAUGAAAAACUGUGGGAAAAGUGGAGUUCUUCAGGCUCUUCUUGGAAGAAACCUAAUGAGGCAGAAGAAAAUUCGUGAUGAUCAUAAAUCCUACUAUGCAAUUAACACAGUUUAUGUAUAUGGACAAGAGAAAUACUUGUUGUUGCAUGAUAUCUCAGAAUCGGAAUUUCUAACUGAGGCUGAGAUUAUCUGUGAUGUCGUGUGCCUGGUGUAUGAUGUCAGUAACCCCAAAUCCUUUGAAUACUGUGCCAGGAUUUUUAAGCAACACUUCAUGGACAGCAGAAUACCUUGCUUAAUCGUAGCUGCAAAGUCAGACCUGCAUGAAAUUAAACAAGAAUAUAGUAUUUCACCAACUGAUUUCUGCAGGAAACACAAAAUGCCUCCACCACAAGCCUUCACUUGCAAUACUGCUGAUGCACCAAGUAAAGAUGUCUUUGUUAAAUUGACAACAAUGGCCAUGUACCCCCAUGCCCGGUUACGCUGUAUGUGCACCUGCAACAGGUGUACAUUUUGCAUCUGUCAGAACUUCCUCAACUCAGACUUGCUGCAAUCUGUAAAGAACAAAAUCUUCACUGCAGUUCUUAACAGGUUAAGAGCCCGGGUAGCUGAUUGGGGUGCCAUGCUGUUAGCAGACGACGAAGGCAGUAUUACUCACCAGGUGCACGCUGUCACCUGUGUAGAAGAUUCCAUCUUCAUGGAGUCAUCUCAUGGUCCACUUUUUCUUGAAGCCAGGCAUGUGACACAGGCUGACCUCAAGAGCUCCACGUUUUGGCUUCGAGCAAGUUUUGGUGCUACUGUUUUUGCAGUUUUGGGCUUUGCUAUGUACAAAGCACUAUUGAAACAGCGAUGAUUAAAAAAAAAAUACGGGCCCUACCAAAAACCAAUACUUUUAUGUACAUUCUGAAUGCUUUAAGUUCUGCCAGAAAUACUGAGAUAUUUAUACAUGCAGAGUUACUUUAUUAAUAUUUGUAAUUCAUGCAUAAGAGUAUUUUAAUGAUAGGUUAUAACUGCAGUAUUAGCUAGCAUAUGAAAGAAACAGCUUAACAGCCAAACUAAAAAUGGCUGAGUUUCAGAGGCCAAAAGGGAUUAUUUUGUAAAUGAUGUACAUAUUCAGGCAAGAUAUGGUCUCCCAAACUGACUCCUAGAAAUGAUGUUUCUAGACGUUUCUACAUGGUAUUGUUAGUGCUCGGUUGGCUCAUUUUCCUAGGUUUAAGUCAACUCAGAGAUUGUAUUUGCUCAUGGAUCACCUAUUUAUUUCACAUUUACUUAGAAUGAUUCUUUGGGUUCUUUAAUGUACAUGAGGCUCAGUUUGCCAUUUUCUCUCCAUUUUUUAAAAUGAGCUCAUCAGUGUCAGCUUACCAACACAACUUCUUUCAGUCACUUAUGGUAGGCCAGCCUUGAAGCCAUCAUGCAGUCUAGAAAAUUGUAUAGCUAGUGUGAGGCUCUCCUUUAAGGAAGGAGGAAGCUAAAGGCCAUUAGCAGAGCUGUUACCUAUGUGAUUAUAUCGUUUCCUUUGUCAGUAUAUUGAAUUUUAUAGCCCUUUCAAUCAAAUGAACAAAAAGAUUUGUAUAUUAUCAAUGUUUUUAGUUUAAAUAAACCAGUCACCAUUACUACUAUUGAAUUUCCUCCCAAAUUGUAAAUCAUUCUAUAAUGGCUGUGUCUGUUAUAGUGUAUCACAGUAGCUGCAUGUGUCAUGAAAUGUUCUAUAUCUGGCUAAGAUAGCCUAGAAGCAGCACUUUUUUAAAUGGUGAAAUAAAUCUAAUGAAUAUAAACUCAUGAUAAACCUAUAUUUUCCAUCAUUGACCUUUUCAAGUAUUUAAAUAAAUAACUGCUAUGUACUGUGA